CCAUAUGUCUCCGACUCCGUAUGAAUGCAACGUGAAGUUCGCUGUGCCUUUCUAUCGUUUCUCCGGUCCUAGGAAUGCUCAUAACCACCAUCUUUGCUGUUUUGUGCGAUCUGGCUAUAUCUAUAGCUAGCCGAUCAGCCACAUUCUGGAAGCCUCGUAGGGACGCCGGUGUCCGCACGCAGUAAUAAUCUAUAUGAAUGCAUUAUUUGGAGUGAAGUGUAACGCGUUUUGGAAUGUGAGAGCUAACGUGAAUGGCUUCUCCCGUUUUAGCCUUCAGUCCGGCAGUACAGGACAUACUCAUGGGGAUGUUCUCACGACCCUGCCUACCAGGUACCCGCGAACACCUUUGAAUAUGUGGCAAUUAGCACAUCGCAACCCUUGUCAAAUCAAGAGCGCUUCGAGUCUGGUAAAAUUUAAGCGAGUGCGGUUGCAUUUCAGGACAUCUAUUCGCGUUGUCGGGUUUCCCACCAGGAUUGAACAGCGAAAUAUUCGGAAACUCUAUGAACCCACGACGAUGGCGAUUCUAUUGCCCGGCGGUCAUAAUUCCGACGGGGCAAAGCACACUGUUACUCUUUCCGGUUAUAGAUGUUCAAUAUUCGACUUCCGGAGUCAUCAAAAGAGAGGAAAGACAAGAACAGAGAAACAGGACAAAUGGAGCAUGCUAGCGCUAGGGCACCAAGUAAUCAGCUGUAAUCACAUCAGUUGAUUCUCCAGCCCGUCGAGAUGCUACGGAUCACCACCGAACAAGCACCGAGAGCAAGGUUUUGAUUGUGAAUAGUGAAAUGCCAAUGUUCCGUGACUACUUAAUCUACGGUAGACGAUACUUUCAAGGGUCGCAUUUCAUGCAUGCGGGUUUA
This is a messenger RNA of Guyanagaster necrorhizus, 857 nucleotides long. RefSeq lists its product as uncharacterized. The transcript is spliced from 2 exons. Bases 194 to 706 code for a protein of 170 amino acids. NCBI's taxonomy places the organism in Eukaryota, Fungi, Basidiomycota, Agaricomycetes, Agaricales, Physalacriaceae. The record is from RefSeq and is a predicted model, not a curated record.